Orycteropus afer afer is the source of this 357-nucleotide messenger RNA. RefSeq names its product NADH:ubiquinone oxidoreductase subunit A5 (gene NDUFA5). The record is from RefSeq and is a predicted model, not a curated record. NCBI's taxonomy places the organism in Eukaryota, Metazoa, Chordata, Mammalia, Tubulidentata, Orycteropodidae. Gene Ontology annotation, biological process: respiratory electron transport chain.
GCUGUCAUGGCGGGGUUGCUAAAGAAGACCACUGGCCUUGUGGGAUUGGCUGUAUGUGACAGUCCACACGAGAGACUAAGAAUAUUAUACACAAAGAUCCUUGACAUUAUUGAGCAAAUCCCUAAAAAUGCUGCAUAUAGAAAGUAUACAGAAGAGAUUACAAAUGAGAAGCUGAAUAUGGUUAAUGCAGAACCAGAUAUUAAAAAAUUAGAAGACCAACUUCAGGGUGGACAAAUUGAAGAAGUAAUUUUUCAGGCUGAAAAUGAACUAAGUCUGGCAAGAAAAAUGCUACAGUGGAAACCAUGGGAGCCUUUAGUGGAAGAACCACCUGCCAAUCAGUGGAAAUGGCCAAUAUAA